This is a messenger RNA of Acanthamoeba castellanii str. Neff, 1140 nucleotides long. Its product is annotated as eIF4gamma/eIF5/eIF2-epsilon domain containing protein. Gene Ontology annotation, cellular component: eukaryotic translation initiation factor 2B complex. The coding region runs from base 1 to 1140 and encodes 379 amino acids. Gene Ontology annotation, biological process: biosynthetic process. The record is from RefSeq and is a predicted model, not a curated record. The transcript has 9 exons. Lineage: Eukaryota; Discosea; Longamoebia; Acanthamoebidae. Gene Ontology annotation, molecular function: translation initiation factor activity; translation initiation factor binding; guanyl-nucleotide exchange factor activity.
AUGGACGGAGAUCUUCUGCAGGCCGUGGUGCUGGCGGACAGCUUCGAUACCAAGUUCUACCCCAUCACGCUCGAGAUGCCGCGGUCACUGCUGCCGCUGGUGAACGUGCCCACUAUCGACUACACUCUUGAGUUCCUCGUUGGAGCCGGCGUACAGGAGAUCUUCAUUCUCUGCUGUUGGAAAGCGCAACAAAUACAGGCCUACAUCAGCCAAUCACGAUGGACGGAGACGCCCAAUGUGGUCAUUCGCACGAUCGCCUCGACGCGGUGCCUCAGCACGGGCGACGCCCUCAGGGAAAUCUACAACUUGCAAAUCAUCAGCUCUGAUUUCGUUCUCGUGAGCGGCGACGUCAUCUCCAACAUGAAGCUCCAGCCCGUGCUCCAGGCUCACAGAGCCCGCCGGAAGCAGGACAAGAGCACCAUCAUGACCGUCGUCUACAAGAAGGCCGCUCCCAACCACCGCUCCAGGUCGCAGGAGGACGACAGCGUGGUGGUGAUCAACCCGGCGACGGGUCAGCUGCUCAACCUGGAGAACGAUCGCGAGGAGGACGCCGUCAACCUCGACACCGACGUCUUUGCCGAGAACUCCAGCGUGCAGUUCAGAUACGACCUGCUCGACUGCCGCAUCGACAUCUGCUCGCCCGAGGUGCUGUCCGUGUGCGCCGACAACUUUGACUACAACGACCUCCGGCAGGACUUCAUCCGCGGCGUGGUCGUGGACGAGGUCUACAAGUGGGCUUACCCGAUGGUGCCGGAUUGCAACUUUAUGGGCACCACGUCGUACAAGUAUCUCCGCGGCAACAUAUACCAGGAGGAGGGCAUCAAGCUCGCCCGCUCCGCCACGCUCGGUCGCGACACCGUCAUCGGCCAGGGUACCGAGGUUGGCAACAACACAUUCAUCUCGCACUCGGUGAUCGGACGCAACUGCAAGAUCGGAGCCAACGUGAAGAUCGUGGGCUCCUACAUCUGGAACGGCGCCACCGUGGCCGACGGCGCUACGAUCUCCUACUCCAUCGUCUGCAAUGAGGCGCGCAUCAUGGCUGGCGCGGUCGUCGACAAGGCCAGCCUUGUCUCCUUCCGAGCUGUGGUCGGCACGGAUCGCGCUCGAGCCGGAGGAGGAGAACGACGAGGUGGAGUUUGA